Paramecium octaurelia is the source of this 2009-nucleotide messenger RNA. NCBI's taxonomy places the organism in Eukaryota, Ciliophora, Oligohymenophorea, Peniculida, Parameciidae. The record is from the annotation of a GenBank genome assembly.
AUGGCCUUGAGAAAUAUAUAUACGGGUGGUGCUUGCACUGCAGAUGGAACUUAGUAGAUGAGUUAAAAUCCAUUCAAGUAAUUCAUGGAUAGGAUGCUAUUCGGAUAAACUUAACAAUAGUAUAUAGUCAAUAUAAGAAUCUUAGAUAGAUAUAAUAGUAGAUAAAUGUCUAACAGGACCCAAUGGUGCAAUAGAAGUUGUAGGAACGCUAACGAUUAUUUGAGAGUAUGAACUAAUAAUGGGAUGUUAUGGCUAAAUAAUAUGAUUAAGCAAAUAUUGAAUAAAGGUAGAUGAUGGAAAAGAUGUUUGUGGAAGAGUAAAGGAAUUAUGAAUAAGCAAUGAUGCAGCAAUAGAUGAUGAUGGAUUUUUAAUGGCAACAAGCAGAAAUUUAAUAUUAAGCUGAUUAAAUGGCUUAAGAAUAUUAAUUUUAGGAGGCUUAUGAAAAUGCUGAGGAUUUAUAGGCUUAGAGUGAAAAAUCAUAAAAAUAUGCAGAUGAUUUGGUGUAAGCUUUAGAAAAAGAUCCUGACCCAAGAUUUUAAUAGUCUAAAUUUUUGAGGUUUAUGAAGGAUAUUUAGAAUGGAAACUUAAAACUAGUGGGCAAUGAAUUGCUCACAUAGAAAGGGGACAAAGUGGAAUAAUCAGCUUUGGAGAGAAUUUAGACAUUGGAAGAAGGAUGGGAUUAGGCUACUAAAAAUGUAGAAUAAAAGUAAUCUGAUUUAUCAGAAGUUGAAGAGAAAUUUUCAAAGAUGUGGGAUGAAAAAUUAGAAAAAUAUGAUAGUGAAUUACAAAACGAAGGUUAAUUUUAGAAGAAGCUUGAAGAUACUUAUUAAUAAAUACUUAAAGAAAUGGAGUAAGGAACAGAUAUUGAUAAAAUGUUCUCUGAAGCCUGGUAAGCAGCAUCUGAUUUAUAGGAAUUUGAACUCUAUAAAGACUCAAAUGAUACUUACAGGUUUUAAGAAAAUAAUAAGUAUUUGGCUAUGGAUUAUCCUCUACAAGCAGCAUUAAAUUUAGUGCAUUAAGGUUAAAAUACAGAAGCAAUUUUGGCUUUGGAAGCUCAUAUCCAAAAGAAUCCGGCAGAUUCUAAUGCUUGGAGAAUCCUGGGUAGAUUACAUCAAGAAAAUGACCAAGAUCAAAGAGCUGUGGCUGCCUUCUUGAAUGCUAUGAAAUAAAACCCAAAUGAACUAGAUACUUUGAGUGCCUUAGGUAUAUCUUGCACAAAUAUUUUGGAUGAAGUCAAAGCAAUGUCCUUUUUAAAAUAAUGGCUAAUCAAGAAUCCAAAUUACACGGUGCCUGUAGAUGAUAGCAUAGUGCCUGACAAUACCAAUAUCUAUGAUUAUACUUUAGAUUAAAUAAAAUGCAUGAAUGCAAGAAUGAUUCAAGUAUUUGAAGCAGCUCAUUAAUAAGGACCUAAUGAUGUUGAAUUAUUGAAUGGAAUAGCUGUACUAUAUUUCAUUGAAAGAAACUAUUAAAAAUCAGUUGAGAUCUUUAAGAAGGCUCUUCAAAUUGAACCAAAAAAUUAUUAGAUUUGGAACAAAUUAGGAGCCACUCUGGCACAUCUUGGUGAAGCAGAUUAAGCUAUGUUUUGUUACCAUAGAGCAUUGGAUCUUAGACCUAAUUAUGUGAGAGUUUGGGUCAAUUUGGCAUUUGCCUAUUCUUACAAGGGAGAAUAUUUAGAUGCUGCUAGGUUGUACUUAAGUGCACUUAUGAUUAAUCCUUAAGCUAGACAUAUAUGGGGUUAUUUAUAGACGGCAUUUUUAUAACUAUGUAUGUGUUAGAAUUAUAUCAAAUAGAAAGACCUGACUUAAUUUCAAAGAUUCAACAUUAUGAUCCUUUGUUAUUUAAAGAUGAAUUUUCUGUUACUAAUCCGAAUGAUUUGCCAGAACCUGAAAUUCUAUGUAAUUUUCUUUAGUUUAUAAAUUCCUAGAUAGAGAAGCUAACAACUUAUAUAUAUUUAAAAUGCCUGAGGAGGAAUGGCUAAAGACAUCUUAGAAAAAACCUUGAGAUUUACC